This is a messenger RNA of Medicago truncatula (barrel medic), 2013 nucleotides long. RefSeq names its product pectinesterase. Gene Ontology annotation, molecular function: pectinesterase activity; enzyme inhibitor activity. The transcript has 2 exons. Lineage: Eukaryota; Viridiplantae; Streptophyta; Magnoliopsida; Fabales; Fabaceae. Bases 85 to 1704 code for a protein of 539 amino acids. The record is from RefSeq and is a predicted model, not a curated record. Gene Ontology annotation, biological process: cell wall modification.
UUCCUAAAUAUCAAAUCCUCUCUUGUUAGUUCCUAUACACCUAACUCCCUCGUGUAAUAUUACAGAAAAAUAUUUUGAUACACCAUGCACACUAUUGCAUACAUGUAUAAACUCAUAUUCAACUCUUGCAUUGCAUACUUUCUUCUUUUCUCUCUCUUGUUUGUGCAUGGCAAAGAAUUGUCAUGCAAUCAAACUCCAUACCCUCAUGUGUGCAACCAUUAUAUUGGAACCACCACAAAUAAACUAUCAACCCUAGAUUCUUCUUCUUCCUUCCAUGAUAUUGUACUUAAGGUUACCUUGGACCAAGCCAUUGAAGCACACAAACUUGUAUCAACCAUGGAAUUAAAUAAUUUCAAAGACAAGCAUGCCAAAUCAGCAUGGGAGGAUUGUUUAGAGCUUUAUGAGGAUACAAUAUAUCAACUCAAACGCUCAAUAAACUCAAACAACCUAAAUGAUAAAUUAACUUGGCAAAGUGCUUCCAUUACCAAUCAUCAAACUUGCCAAAAUGGUUUCAUUGAUUUCAACCUUCCAUCUCACUUAAAUUACUUCCCAUCCAUGUUAAGCAACUUCACUAAAUUGCUUAGCAAUUCUUUGUCCAUUAGCAACACUCUAACUUCAUCACAAUCAUCCUCAUCCUCAUCAUCAAGUACUAAGCAAAACGGAGGGAGAAGGUUGUUAUCAGAUGGAUUUCCAUAUUGGCUUUCAGGGUCAGAUAGAAAGCUUCUUCAGGCAACACCGGGUUCAGGGACAGGACCAAGAGCUGAUAUUGUGGUUGCACAAGAUGGAAGUGGGAACUAUAAGACAAUAUCUGACGGUGUGGCUGCAGCUGCUAAGCUUAGUGGGAAAGGGAGAGUGGUUAUUCAUCUGAAAGCAGGUGUUUAUAAAGAGAAUAUCGAUAUCAAAAGGACAAUGUCAAAUUUAAUGAUAUUUGGAGAUGGAAUGGAUUCUACUAUUGUUACUGGUAAUCAAAAUGCUAUAGAUGGUUCUACCACAUUUCGUUCAGCUACUUUCGCUGUUAUGGGAGAUGGUUUCAUAGCUAAGGACAUGACCUUUGAGAAUACAGCAGGACCCCAAAAACACCAAGCAGUGGCUCUCCGUUCCGGUGCCGAUCACUCUGUUUUCUACCGUUGCGCCUUCAAAGGCUUCCAAGACACUUUAUAUGUUUACGCCAACCGUCAAUUCUACCGUGACUGCAACAUCUAUGGAACAAUCGAUUUCAUCUUCGGUAACGCCGUUACUGUCCUUCAAAACUGCAACAUCUUUGUCAGAAAACCAAUGAGCAACCAACAGAACACCGUAACAGCACAAGGAAGAACAGAUCCAAAUGAAAACACUGGAAUUGUAAUACAUAACUGCCGUAUAACCGCAUCAAGUGAUUUGAAAGCGAUUCAGAAUUCAGUUAAAACAUAUCUUGGUAGACCAUGGCAGAAAUAUUCAAGAACGGUUGUUAUGAAAAGUAAUCUUGAUGGUUUGAUAAAUUCAGAAGGUUGGGCUCCAUGGAUGGGUGGUUUUGCUUUGAGUACACUUUAUUAUGGCGAAUAUAUGAAUGUUGGUGGUGGUGCUAAUACUGAUGGAAGAGUUAAAUGGCCUGGUUUUCAUGUUAUUACUAAUCCUUCAGAUGCAGUUAAAUUUUCUGUUGGUAAUUUUUUGGCUGGUGAUUCUUGGAUUUCUGGUAGUGGUGUGCCGUUUGAUGCAGGUUUGUGAAUAUUGAUUGAAUCAUUCAAAGAAAGUGAGAUGAUGUAUAGUGGAGAAGACUUGAAAUGAUGACUUUGGUGAAAGCAUGAUGGUGAUAAUUGAAAUCUAUAAAGAUAGAGAAAUUAUUGUCAUUUAGUUUUUGUUGGGUUUUUCCUUGUACAAAGGUUACAUAUAAGAUACUGUACUUUAGGGAAAUUAUUGCACAAACGUCAACCGUAGAUAAAUAGAUAGAUAAAAAUAAGUCACCAUUAUACCCAUGGAAAGAAAAUGUACCAAAACAAAAGGUUGUAAAGAAAAAAAUAAGUGUUGUAAAUAAAU